This is a messenger RNA of Aspergillus chevalieri, 1044 nucleotides long. Its product is annotated as shikimate dehydrogenase family protein. The record is from RefSeq and is a predicted model, not a curated record. Gene Ontology annotation, biological process: shikimate metabolic process; chorismate biosynthetic process. Gene Ontology annotation, molecular function: shikimate 3-dehydrogenase (NADP+) activity. Lineage: Eukaryota; Fungi; Ascomycota; Eurotiomycetes; Eurotiales; Aspergillaceae. The transcript has a single exon. Bases 1 to 1044 code for a protein of 347 amino acids.
AUGGCAACCCAAGAAGAACCCAUCACCUCUCCUGCCCACCUCGACGGCGUCGCCUACCUCUACGGCCAUCCCCUCCUCAACUCCCUCUCCCCUCCCCUCCACCAAACAGUCUACAAUGCCCUCGGUCUCAACUGGACCCAAAUCCCCCUCUCCAGCGUGACUGGCACCUCCGCAACCUAUCCGCCGCCCUACACGAAGUCCCCGCCAAUUCCCACGUUCCUGUCAUCGAUCCGCGCAAACCCCAAGUUCGUGGGGAGCUCUGUCACUAUGCCUUGGAAAGUGAACAUCAUGAUGCAUUUGGAUGAUCUUACCGAGGAUGCGCGACAGGCGGGCGCUUGCAAUACGAUUUUCCUAAGGAAGGAGGGUGACGGGAGGACCUCGUAUGUCGGAACGAAUACGGAUUGUAUUGGGAUUCGCGAGGCCUUGGUGCAAAAUAAGCUUCCUACGACGGAUGGGGAUGAUUUGUUUGGGGGUAAGCCGGCGUUGAUUAUUGGUGGUGGUGGUACUGCGCGCACGGCGGUGUAUGUGCUGCGCAAGUGGUUGGGUGCUAGCAAGAUCUAUAUCGUCAAUCGGGAUCGCGCGGAGGUCGAGGCCAUCCUGAAGGAGGAUGGUCAGAGGAAUUCGAACCCUGUGGCGCCGUUGAUUCAUGUAUCUGAGCCUGCUGUCGCGGCGGGUCUGGAGAAGCCGGCGGCGAUUGUGUCGGGGAUUCCGAACUACCCGCCUAAGACGCCGGAGGAGAUUAAGUCGAGGGAGGUUAUUCAAGCUUUCUUUGAGGGGCAUUCACCACGGUCUGUUGAUGGCUACAAAGGUGUGAUUUUGGAGAUGUGUUACCACCCCGUUCCGUGGACGGAGAUCGCGCAGUUGGCGUCUGAUGCGGGAUGGAAGGUUAUUCUGGGAUCAGAGGCAUUGAUUUGGCAGGGUCUGGAGCAGGCUCGUUUGUGGACAGGACAAAAUAUCGCUGCGAAGCCGGAGAUUGUGCAGCAGGUGAAGGAUGUGAUUGCUAAGUCGAUUGCUUCGAGGGCGCCGUCCAAGUCGAAUCUGUGA